UUUCUGUGGGAUUAGAUGAGCGCUAUAAAAGAGUCCAGCAGACACACUGGACACGAGCUGGACCUGAGAAACACAGAAGAAGAAGCAGAAACUACAGCAGACGUAAGUGGCAGACAUGGACGUCCCAACACCCGCUGAGAAGAGAGGUCCCCCAAGGUUCAAGCAGAGGACCGCUCGCACCUUCAAGAGCAAGGCUCCCAAACCCGGACAGAAAGGCUUCGGAGAUGACAUUCCUGGAAUGGAGGGUCUGGGCACAGACAUCACGGUGAUCUGCCCCUGGGAAGCUUACGGUGACAUGGAGCUUAGUGAUCUGGCUAAAUAUGGGAUCGUGUAGCCUCCUGCUCUCUUCCUGAGAUCAUCCAUCAGCCAGUAUCACUGAGUAUCACUAGUCUAUAGAAUCGUCCAUUUAUGCCAAGACUGAACCGACAGCAGAUGCUCUCAGGCCAACACACAGAGAAGAUGGGAUGUGAUUAAUAGACCGGGGAAAGGACACCGUAGCUCUUUCAUCACGAGGUCAGAGGUCUUCACUGGAGCUCUUAGCAGCAGGAAUCUAUCUCACAGCCAGAAAAUAUUAUUCUCUUUCCUAAUGUUGUAGAAAAAUAAAGAAAUAUGUUCAAAUCAA
Messenger RNA from Carassius auratus (goldfish), 622 nucleotides. Its product is annotated as retinal cone rhodopsin-sensitive cGMP 3',5'-cyclic phosphodiesterase subunit gamma-like. The transcript is spliced from 3 exons. Gene Ontology annotation, cellular component: photoreceptor outer segment membrane. Gene Ontology annotation, biological process: positive regulation of epidermal growth factor receptor signaling pathway; visual perception; positive regulation of G protein-coupled receptor signaling pathway. NCBI's taxonomy places the organism in Eukaryota, Metazoa, Chordata, Actinopteri, Cypriniformes, Cyprinidae. The record is from RefSeq and is a predicted model, not a curated record. Gene Ontology annotation, molecular function: cGMP binding; 3',5'-cyclic-nucleotide phosphodiesterase activity. The coding region runs from base 116 to 334 and encodes 72 amino acids.